Oldenlandia corymbosa var. corymbosa is the source of this 4383-nucleotide messenger RNA. Lineage: Eukaryota; Viridiplantae; Streptophyta; Magnoliopsida; Gentianales; Rubiaceae. The record is from the annotation of a GenBank genome assembly.
AUGCCGAUGCAGCGAUUCGUCGACAACGUCCUCGCUGUUACUAAAGAGUCAGUGAAGACGAUUACUUAUGAGUGGGUGAACAAUAUAGUUAGGCUGAUUAAUGGGGCCUCAGCACUUCUGCUAGCUUUUUUGCCUGGGAAGGCUUCGAUUCUUGAAGGUAUUCAUGGUUGGGAACUCCGGCCCACAUUUCGCGGACCUAAGCUCCCACGCUGGAUGGAGAAUGGCGCUUCAUCUUUCAAUCAACUCAUUCACGAUCUUUCAGUGGAUUCUGAUACAUCUUCAAGUCAGGAUAAUUCAUCAGAUGAAGAAUAUAGUGAAGAGCAUGUUCCUGGAUCUCCAUUAUCGCAAACAUCUCGUGUUUCUAGAUCUCCCAGUUUUACCAAGCGUGAUAGGCGGCAUACAAGUUGGAUCCGAUGCAUAUUUAUGUGGCUUCUUCUCCCUUUAAAACUUUUGUUUCGGAUACCUUUCUAUCUCUGCAACUUGACAUCUUGUUGGAUCUCAAAUCCUCCUACUGCCCCAAGAAGUCCGCGGCCGUCUUACUUGCAUUCUCCCCGGAGACGUCAGUCCCUUAAGGAUCAUUUUGUUCAACGUGCAACUGAUCAAAGGCGUGGAGUUGUUGAGGAUAUACAUCUAGCAAUUGAGAUCUUCAUAGAGUCUGUAUUUGAUAUAUUUCACAGGGUGGCAAGCUGCUUUCUUUCUCCAUUAGAUACUCUUAGGUGGAUUUGUUCCCAUAUAAGUGGUCCCAGAGUUCCAGAUGUUCAAGUCUCAGUCCCAACUGCAACUCUUGCUGACAAUGAUCCGGCUCCCACUGAAAAGAAGACUACUUUCCGUAAUCCACUGAAUACAGACGCUAGAACAUGUGAAGAUGUCAUCACGGAACUUGGUUAUCCGUAUGAAUCUAUACGUGUUGUUACUGCUGAUGGAUACGUUCUUGUUCUAGAAAGGAUUCCAAGACGAGAUGCUCGCAAAGUUGUUUAUCUGCAACAUGGCAUAUUAGAUUCAUCAAUGGGUUGGGUGUCCAAUGGUGUUGUUGGAUCUCCAGCUUUUGCGGCUUUUGAUCAAGGAUAUGAUGUUUUUCUUGGGAACUUGCGUGGAUUGGUCUCAAGAGAACAUGUCGAUAAAAAUAUAUCAUCACGCCAGUACUGGUCCUACUCCGUAAAUGAGCAUGGAACUGAGGAUAUUCCAGCUAUUAUAGAGAAAAUUCAUGAGCUAAAAGUUUCUGAAUUGAAAUCUACACAAUCUGAUCAGGAAGGAGAAGGGACUGACGAGCAGCCUUACAAACUCUGUGCAAUCUGCCAUAGCCUCGGAGGGGCUUCCAUAUUAAUGUAUGUGGUAACACAGAGGAUGAAACAGAAGUCCCACAGGCUUUCGAGGAUGAUCUUAUUGUCACCUGCUGGCUUCCAUCAUGAUUCCACGUUUGUCUUCACAUUGGUGGAGCGCCUAUUCUUUAUGUUCGCCCCCAUCUUGGCACCUUUGGUUCCAGCCUUUUACAUUCCUACUCGUUUUUUUCGUAUGCUUUUAAACAAACUAGCUCGGGACUUCCAUAACUUACCAGCAGUGGGUGGACUUGUUCAAACACUUAUGAGCUACUUUGUUGGUGGGGACAGUUCAAACUGGGUGGGUGUAUUGGGCUUACCUCACUACAACAUGAAUGACAUGCCAGGUGUCUCAUUUCGUGUGGCUCUUCAUCUAGCACAACUGAAGCGCACUAAGAGAUUUAGAAUGUUUGAUUACGGGAAAGCAUCUGUCAAUAUGAAGGUUUAUGGUUCACCAGAACCGAUAGACGUGGGAGAGAACUAUGGGCUGAUCGACAUUCCUGUUGAUCUUGUCGCUGGGAAGAAGGACAAAGUGAUCCGGCCCUCAAUGAUAAGAAAGCAUUACAAGUUGAUGAAAGAUUCAGGAGUCGAAGUGUCAUACAAGGAGUUUGAGUACGCGCAUUUGGACUUCACAUUUUCUCACCAUGAAGAACUCUUGGCUUAUGUAAUGUCUCGACUGUUGUUGGUUGAACCCUAUCCUAAGAAGCUACACACUCAGAAGUCACUGAAACAGAGGAAAAAAGGGGGAACAAAGGAGCAACAGAAUGCAUUGAAACCACCAUCGUUUCCCGCCGCUCGUUUUACACACACGUCCUUUGGGUUUAACCCAGUUGUUUUCGCUGAUUCUGAUAGAGUAAGUAGGAAUUUGUUUCUCACGAAAUUCAGCCUGCUUCUUUCGCCUAAUCGAUAUUCGAUUCCGUGGUCGGAGAAUCCGUCUGUUGAAGCUGAUAACGCCGGCGCCGUGGAGCCGCAGCUUCUACAGGUGAAGUCGCCAUCGCUGCUGCACCGUCUUUUUCCGAGCUCCGACUGGGCUAGCGCUUCCACAGCUUUCUUUUUCUCUCCUUCCGGCUCCGAAGUUUCAAUGACCUUUUGGGAAAGUAGUUCAACUUUUCAAAGUUGCUUGUGCUUUUGGUUAAAUAUUUGCUUAAAAGUGUCUGGCAUAUCCAUAUACUAUUGUUUGGGUAUGGGUUUAGAAGAAGAAGUGAUUGAUAGGGUCGGGAAUAAAGACACCAAGUCCAAGGAGAAGUCUAAGAAACAUAAGACGGAUGCAGUGCGUGGUGACGUGAUUUGUGAGCCUGGAAACGUUGGCGCAGAUAGGGUGUUUGAUGAUGGUACAGGGUUUGAGAAUGAAAGUGGUGAAAGAGGAGAUAUCGAGAAGAAGAAGAAGAAUAAGAAGAAGAAAAAGUUUAAACAUAUUUUAGAAACUCAGGAAAAUGACGGUGACACCAAGAGGGUUGAAAAUGACAGUAAGAAAGAGUACGAGGUUCAUGAGCAAAAGAAACAUGAUGUGAAUGCUAUAAAGAAAGUUAAAAAGAAGAAACGGAAGGAGAGUGAUAAGUGUGGAAGCUCUGAUAGUCCUUUGCAAGAGAAAAGUUUUGAGGAUCUCGAGGGUAGAAGCACAACUGGGGAACAUAAUAUUGAGUUGCAAGAUGGAUCAGGUGCUAUAGCAGUGGGGCUGGAAUCAUAUAGAAUUGAUGUCUCAUCGGAACAUAAGAAGACAAAGAAAAAGAGGAAAACAUCCAAGAGCAACUUAGAUUUGGGUGAACCAUUAGGUGACAGCCAUGACCUGGAAAGUGGCGAGAAAAUGGUAAGGAGGAAGAAGAGGAAGAGAGAGAAGGAUCAGAGUAUAGGUUCUGAAGGUGAAGGCCAAGAGCAUGAGUUGAACUAUCUAGAUAGUAAACGACAGUCCAAUGUUGCGGAGAGGGAUAGUAAUGAGACCCUGAAAGGAACAAAUGUUGGAGUAAUUUCAGAGGAUGAUGUCGUCAUGAAGGAUAAGAAGAGGAAGAAAAAGUGUAAAAAAAGAAAGGGCGACUUAGGUUCAGGUGCUGAUACAACCAUGGACAGCCAUUUGAAUGAUGAUGAAACUGAAGGCAGGCAGGACGAGGCCAACUCUGUUGAGAAUGAAUCUGAAGAUCCUAAAACUAGAAAAUGCAAGAAGAAGGUAAGAUUUUCAGGAGAGGAUGAACUUUUCGCUUUGCCUGAGGAGGAACUAGUUCGAGGUAAGCGGUUCUCUGAAGAAGAAGAUGAAAUGGUGAGAGCAGCUGUAUAUAAUUAUAUAGAGGCCCAUGACUUAGGUGACGAAGGCCUAGAUAUGGUCUUGCAUUGCAGGUCAAAUCCCAAAACUAGGAAUUGCUGGGAGGAAAUAGCAGCUGCCGUACCACAUAGGCCCCGGAGUUCGGUUUAUUUUCGUGCUCAUGUUUUGUUUCAAAGGGAUGAAAAGCGUAAAUGGACUAAGGAAGAAAUGGAACAACUACAAGAGCUCCAUAAGAAGCAUGGAAACAAGUGGAAGGCUUUGGCUGAUGAACUUGGGAAAUAUAGAUAUCAUGUUAAGGAUGCCUGGCGCAAUAUAAGACAUGAAAGUAUGAAGCAUGGGAAGUGGUCGCAGGACGAGUACCAGUCUCUAUUUGAUUUAGUCAAUCUUGAUUUGAGAAUGAAGUAUUUUGAAGAGAAACAUUCCAAGUAUGGGAUGCUGCGGGAUAAUAUUCCUUGGACUGCAAUCAGCGAUAAGUUGACGACUCGAGUGGAGCCAGCUUGUUGUUACAAAUGGUACUAUAGCUUAUCCUCACCUAUGGUAGGGGAAAAGAUUUGGCUUGAUUCUGAUGAUUACCGCAUGCUAGAUGCUCUUUACCAGUUGGAUGCCACUUGCUAUGAGGACGUCGACUGGGACAAUCUUCUCGAACACAGGUCUGGUGAUGUAUGUCAGAGGCGUUGGAAGGAGAUGGUUCGGUAUAUUGGUGACAGUAAGAAGAAGCCAUUUCCUGAUCAAGUGGAGGUUCUAGCCAAACGAUAUUGUCCAGAGUUGCUUGACGCUAGAGAAAACUGGGAAAACAAACCUUACGUCUCAUAG